ACAGUAUCAACACCGUUUGUUGAGUCGCUGUCUGCGGAAAAGCGUGCAGAAUUCCGAGACAUCUUCACCAAAAAAAACUUGAACGCAACGGAACGUGCGACCAAACUGAAAGCAUUCCUCGAGACUCUCGAUGAUAAGCAAUUGGUGGCUUAUGAACAUUUCAGAGAUGCUCUCCGAAAUGUUCAAAGCAACGCAACAAAGUUGCCACAUCUUUCGGCUGAAAAUCAACUCCUUCUGAAGAAGUACGAUGCGCUCGAAGAAGAAAAGAAACGUUUAUCGGUCGAUGCUAAACAAGCACAUUUGGUGAUUCUCAUUCGUUGCGAAAGUUUUCUGUAA
Anisakis simplex (herring worm) is the source of this 336-nucleotide messenger RNA. Lineage: Eukaryota; Metazoa; Nematoda; Chromadorea; Rhabditida; Anisakidae. The record is from the annotation of a GenBank genome assembly.